Lepidothrix coronata (blue-crowned manakin) is the source of this 2953-nucleotide messenger RNA. RefSeq names its product fetal and adult testis expressed 1 (gene FATE1). Gene Ontology annotation, cellular component: peroxisome; mitochondrial outer membrane. NCBI's taxonomy places the organism in Eukaryota, Metazoa, Chordata, Aves, Passeriformes, Pipridae. The coding region runs from base 144 to 968 and encodes 274 amino acids. The transcript is spliced from 7 exons. Gene Ontology annotation, biological process: positive regulation of mitochondrial fission. The record is from RefSeq and is a predicted model, not a curated record.
GGCUGGUCUAGCUACCGGGGGGGCCGGGCUGCCUCUGCCGGUACCGCCCCGUCCCGGCAGCGGGCGCGGCUGUUUACAGGUCCGACAAGUUGCGUUGGUCUGCGAAAAAAAGGUGCUGGAGGCAUCAGAGGAGAUCAGCAAAGAUGUGGCCACUGUGGGGACUGGACCUGAACCGAGUCCGCUGCGACCUGCACUUCACAGAAGCCAUCAAUCAAAGGAUGCAGGUUCCCAACAGGCUGAAGGUAGCAGAGAGCUGCAGCCCUGUGGAAAAGGAGCGAGUGACAGAGGAUGUCCCUCCUUCCUUUCGGAUGCACAUCCCCGAUAGGAUUUCUCUUGCAGAAAUAUCAGAUGCCAGUUUGAGGCCGGUCCCGCUGAGCCAGCAGAGGAAGGUCUCCUCUGUUGUGGUGCACAUGUCCCCGGACCCCUGUGGGCAGCCCACCCCCCUGGGGGAGCUCCCUUUCCUGCACACACCCAGCAGGUCGAGCGCCCAGAGACGCAAACGAUCGGGCCACCACAGCAGCAGGUCCCGGCGGGACAGGAUCCCAAGUGACUGUGCCCAGCUGGCCCUGCACAGCCCAGGACAGCACCAUGAGUUGCCGGACACGGGCCCCCUGCCCGCUCGCAGUGCCCCACUCCCCCUCCUCGCAGGGGCAGGCAGGAUCUACUCCAUGCAGAACAUCUUCCAGACCAUGUACCUCCUGGGCCAGGUGCUCUUCCACCGUGUCCAGGACUCUCUGCAAGGCCCAGUGCCAUCCAGCUCCCAGGAGGCUGGUCCAGCCACAGAGAGCACCUUGGAGGAGGUUGGGGUGUCUGAGGUGGCAGCGAUGAGAAAGCAGUUGGCGAGGAUCUCGGGGAGGCUCCGUGUGCUGGAAGAGCAGUGCCAUGCCUGGCAACAGAAGGAGGCUCUGGUCUACUCUGUGAUGAUCUCUGCCUGCCUCAUCAACACGUGGCUCUGGCUGAGAAGAUGACUGCCCAUGCCUGACCUCCCUGCUCCCCCGGGCAGGGAGAGGAUCCUUUCUCGUGUACUUGCCAGCAGUAAAACUACGUGUUUGUCCUUAACUUGACCUGCUUUUUGCACUGCGGGCCCUUGAGGAUCCGUGUCCUUUAGGCCUUGAUGACAAUGAAGGUGCCAUCCCUCUCCAGCACCAGAGGUGGGUGAGGGAGAUGCUGAAGCUGGACCUUGUGCUCCAACAAGUGGAGAUGGUGCUGGGGCCAUGGGGUCCAGGGAUUAUAGCCCAGCAGGUGCAGUCCCAGGCUCUGUGUACAUUAGCAGCCACCCUGUGCAGGAAGCUGCUGUGAAAAGCUGAGACCUUCUAAAGAAAUCGGUGGAUGACACAGGAGGUGUCUGUUCUGUGCAAAGCAAGGGGAAACCCUCUGGCCCUUAGGCUGUCUGCCAGGGGAGUCACAAACCCAAGGUGUUGGUGUUGUGGGGAUGGGGUCCUGUUACAGUUGUAGCAUGUGGUUCUACAGCCCAAUCCCCUCAGCACACCCCAUCUUGGAUAACUCAGCUCUGACCCCAUAAAUGUUCUCAGCCAACUGCUGUGGUCUGCUCCUCAUGUUCUGUAGAGUGAUUGAGUGUUUCUGAACUGCUUUUGGGGUUUCCUUUCCUUGAAAAACUGCUCUUUGGUGGUGGUAGCACUGCCAGGUCUCCUGUGCCACAGCCCCUGCUCUGGGAGGGAUGGAGGUGGAGGAGCCAGGAGCUCACAUCCCUGCAGCUGCUGCUGUGCCACCACCCCUGUCAGCUCCCAUCUUGCUGGAGGCAGUUCAGCAGUGGGUUUGCAGAUGUUCAAAUCCAGGGUGACUGUGAGAGCAUUGCUGACAUCUGGGCUUACCCAGGAGCUUGGCUCUUUCCCAAAGAGAUUUACAUGGGAAAAUCCCUGUGGUGACUCUAUGGAUUAUAAGACCUUGUACCAGCAGUGAUAGCCCCAGACAGGUCAUGGAAAAUCACCCAUUAGCAGCAGGAGGUAUUUUUUGGGUUUCCAGUGCUGAGGGGAGGAUGUCUCCCAGGUCUGCUGCCAAGCUGUAGCUUCAGUGAUGGUACAAGAACACAGGUGAAGGAAAUUCCUGACCCGGAUGCUCUUUAGCUACAAACGAGCCCAGUUCAACAGCUUUGCUGUUUCUUUCCUUCUGUGGAGUUCAGUAACACUUGGAUCUGAGGUGACUUUGAGAUGCUUCUGGUUGCUCAUCCAGCACAUCUGCUGGAGUUGUGCCCGCAGGCUCUGGGGACAGGUUUUAGCAAGGCUUAACAGGACCUAUCUGUGCCACCUAUAAGUAAUUACAGCUGGAUCCACAGGUCAUCCAGAUGUCCCAAUAGCUUAUUUACAGACAUGGAUGCUUGGCUGUUUUCUGCUUGAAACUGCAUCAAGCAUCUGUGACUGUAAAUCUGGCAGCUGGACACUGACUAAUAAAUAACUGUCCCACAAGUAAUUGCAGGUCUGAACCUGUGGCUGAUUGCUGAGCAGAGUGCUGGGAUUUAUUGCAGAGGAGAGCCAGGAUGGUGUGGUGGGCUUGGCAUGUGGGGGUAUGUAAGGGACAGGAGCACUGGUGGCUCAGGGCUGUGGUCAGGGUCACCAGAGGACCUUACACAACAGGUAUAUUAUAUAAAGGGGCUACUUCUGUGUGAAUCAUGGCUGGAAAUAUGGUAAUUUUUUGGUCUGGUUUCUCUUCUUUGAGAGGUGCAAACGUGUUUGGAAGAAGCUUGAGUUUGGUUUUUUUUUUUUUUAAACUGUAUUUUAGGGUGAGAAGGACUGACCCUUUGUGAAGGCACACCUUCAAAGGAUGGCUUGAAGGUGUUUGGAGGAGAGAUGGUCAAACUAUAUGUGUUCUCACAGGCUAAUUAUUGACAGGGUGUGGAGAGAUACAAUAUGACUUCUAUGUAAGGCAUAAAUUCUGCUGUAAAUCUGGAAACACUGAUCACAAAAUGCAUGUUUUAAUAAACUCUGUGUGUUCUGGA